CAUGGAGCCUCUGCUGCAAACUUGCCCAGGGCCCCUUCUUGGGACCUCCCCUCCCUUUGUUUGGUCCCCCCGCCCCCCGUAUAAGCCUUUAAAGCCCCUUUUGGCUCCAUCGGACACCUUUUCCCCUACUGGUCACUUUCUUUUUGUAUAUGAUUGACCCUGCCUGCUUUCUGCUACCUCGCAAUGCCCUUAGCCAUCCUCUUGCGCCGCCGCCCCCCAGGGCCCGCCCGGGGUGCGGAGACCACCAGCUCUGCCUCCUGCACACGCUGUAGGGCGUCUUAAAAAAACGGCAUGGGGUGGCAGGACCGUCUGAGCGCACGGAAGGGCAGGAGCAACGCUCGUGGAAGUCAGUGUCGGGGAGGUAUAUUUCACUGGAACUGGGUCUAAUAGACGGGGAAUGCGGAACAUCAAGGCAUACCAGAGGAACUGGGGAAUAGGAUAUAUGACACGUUUGCUGCAGUGCCUAUCGUAAGGCCAGGACAAGGCGAAGCAAACUCGAGGCAGUUUCAGAAAAAGCAGAAUUUGGCUAAUGCAGACAAAAAUACUUUCUUUGUUGGGCUUCAGAUAUCUGCUUAGUUUUGAAUGCUGCUGGAAAGAUCACACAGAGACACUAGAUAACUUGUCAAAAGGGAGGAACACAUGGUCAAACUAGUUGCUGUUUUCAUUCUAAGGUGCAUGUCCCUCACUAUUUCCCUUUUCAAGGGUUGGCAAAAUAUGAACUCCAACUUUCAGUUUGCUUCAGUGACCUCCUAGCAGCCUGUUUUUUUGUAUGCUUCAUGUACAUACAAAAUUGUGGGGGAGCAGUGGCCCAGCAGUUGUUGUUGAAUUCCAGCUCCCAUUGUCCCUGACCAUUGGCCAUGCUAGCUGGAGUGGAUGAAAGAGCAUCUGGAGGGCAAUAGGUUCUUCAUCAUUGGUUUAUGAGCCUGCAGGUUUUCUCAGCUAUGCACAAGAGGAUGUUCUGGGGCAAUUUUAGAAAUCCCAGCAGGAUGCAGGAAGACUAACAUGGCAAGAGGACACAAUGUACCUUAGGUGAAUCUGUACCUGUUAAAGUCUAGUGGUGAAAGCAAAACGUCAUUCCAUAAAUUUUGACUCCAGAUCCACUGCUACAAAUAUUAGAUCUAGCUCUUUAUUGCUGAAACCAAGAGAUGGAGCCCCCUGAAGUGACCAUCAUUGAAGGUGUAGGGGAUGAGGUGACCAUAGUGGUUGGUAUUGUGGUCCUUAUUAUGGCCUUGGUCCUGGCCUGGCUUUCCACAUAUGUUGCAGAUGGCAGUAGCACUCUUCUGGAAACUGUUGUGGCCCCUGGAGAUUCAUCAGUGAUCCACCUGAGUCCCAUUGAACGCUAUGUGGGGAAUUCUGUGUCAGAACAAUCUGAGCCUCAGGUUGCUGCAGAAGGUCUUGAAGAGAAAGCAGAUGAAGAUCCUGCUUCUGACUCUGGCUCUUCAGUUGAGCAAGGAGAUAGCAGUGGUUCAGAUGCUGCGUUAGAUAGUCUAUUGGAUAUUCAGGGUCUUCCUCAAAGGACCUUUGCUGUUGAGGCUGUAUCCCAGCAGAACCAGAGAACUUCACAAAUGGUACCAGUCAUGGAGGAGAGUGAGCCAAACUCAGGGUUUAUUAAGGUGCGCCUUAAAUUCCUAAAUGACACAGAAGAGGUGGCCAUUGUGAAGCCAGAAGACACCAUUGGUGUUCUCAAGAGCAAAUACUUCCCUGGCCAGGAAUGUCAGAUGAAAUUUAUCUACCAGGGCCAGGUUCUCCAGGACCAGACUAGGAGUCUCCGCUCCCUCAACAUCCUGGAUAACUGUGUAAUCCACUGCCAUCUCUCUCAGGCCACUGUUUCCGCCACGCCCAAUACUGUGGCUGCACCACCAGAAGACGGGGGUAUAUCUUUGAGCGUGGCUGACUUGAUGCUUCCCUUUUUUAUGUUUAUGCUGGCAGUCAUCUGGUUUUUUCGCAUCAAUAACCGGCAGUUAUUCACUGCCCCCGCUACCAUUUCCUUAGUUGGGGUGACUGUAUGUUUUAGUUUCCUUGUAUUUGGAAUGUAUGGACGAUGAGCAGCAACAGGAGAGGGAGGAGUCUCAGUUGUCCCUUAAACCAAAUCCUCUUUGUCCUGUAAUUCCACUUGCUGAUAACUCGUAACUAACAAGGAAAGCACUUAUCCAAAAUUCUUUCUGAUGAGACAAAAAGCCUCCACAGACCACCUUUAGGUUUUUCCCCCUUUCUGCAUUGCCUUUAGUUACAACGUUGGGUGUACUUUUGUUUUUUUCCACUGUUGGUAUUUGAAAAUGGGAUAAGUGUAGAAGAGCAAGGCAAUAUAGAUCACUUUGCUUUCCUGCUACCUGUGCAAACAACUGAGAUCUUAGCCAUUAAGAUGUUAGUCUCAUGUCUUCUUGAUUCUGUGAUUUGAGGAAAAUAUGUGAAGAAAAACAUGAUUAUAUAGACACAACGAGGAUGUGGAACUUGCUAAUGAUGGCCUUUAUAGAGCCUGAUUGAAGUCAAGCUCUUGUCCUUUAGGCGCAGGCUUCCUUGAGUUCUGCAAUAGAAGAAAGGGGCUUCUAGCGUGAUUAUUCGCUUAAUUAGUUGCUGUUGCACUAGGAAGCAUGAAAAGAUGACCUUGGCAUGUAUUUCUGCCCACUCAAUGGUAAUCAAUUGCACUGUAGAUAUGAGAUGACCUAGUGUGCUCUCUACAAAUGUCAGUGCAUCUACUCAUAUCUACAACUGCUUUCACUUUUGGUGCAGUUGAAAAAAUGGAAUACCUGCCUUCUGCCCUCCGCCCUUCCAUGCACAAUACAUAUGUACCUUCAAACCAUGGAUUAGUUAGCUGUGUACCAAAGACUCCUGGACACACUUUAGGUGGACAGAAUUCAGAUUAGCAAUGGCCUCACAUGUCUGCUAUUGGAAAGACCAUAUGCCUAUACAUACUUGCAGAAGUUGUAGUGGGGAUGCAGUUAGUCUUACUUUGGCCACAAGAGAGGCAUAUCCCAGGCUGUGCUUGAGACCUCAUGUCCAGUUUUGGUUGUGCAUCUUUUGUAUGGGUACAUGCUAGUAUAAGUGCCACCCAUUAGUCUGGAGGUAAUUCUGGCUUGGGUCACUUACAGUUGCUACAAGUAUUAAAGCCAAAAGUAUUCGCAACUAAUCUAAUCUAAUAGAAGCCAGACACUUUUGUGAACUGGAUUUUCCAUCUUCUGAGAGAAACAAUACUUAACCAUUGAAGACACAAAGACUGGAAUUAGGUGAGCUAAAAUCCAUGCACCAAGCUCUCUCUAAGCUUAUAAAAGUGUUUUAAUUCUCACAUGCUUUGAAGUGGGUUGGGUUAUUACAUUUCUAGACCUCGUUCUUGCAGAGAUAUACUUGAAUAACAACUGUAUCAGAAAAUGUUUGAAGCUUAUGAGUGCCAAGUAAAUGAUCCACGACUGCUCAGAACCAGUCUCUAUUUUUACUGUUGCUUUUGUUUUAAAAUCAAGACAUUUUAUUAAAAUGGCUGCCAGAAAUUAGGCUUUAAGUAAACCUAUGCUUGACAUCUGUCACCUGAAAUGUAUUCUUGUAAAACUCAUGCAUAUUUUUAGGAAGCUGUUUCUGUAGUCUGUCCAAAUUUCAAUUUGGGCAACAGUGACGUAAAAGCAAGCUUGUAAAUAACCACUACCACAGUCACCUGGUGCAAAUAUGAAUGCCUUCUAAGUGACUUGAUAAGCUUUUGUAAAUGGGAAGGGAGGUGGGGUGUAUUUUUCUCUUUUUUCAUACUAAGUAGGCAAGUUAAAUGCUUCUGGUUAUAUUAACAUUGUGGACUUACUUGGAAGACUGAUGUAGAGGCUGAGAGCAUCAGCGUUUAGUAUAGCCAAAUGUAUCUGUAAGAGUACUUACAUAAAGAAAUGGGCUUUUCAUACCAUUGAACUUGGCAAAUACAGCUUAAAAAACAUGGUUUAGAAGGCUGUUGUUCUUCAGUAAUUACUUGCACAAAUGCUCCAUAUUCUACUUAUAUCUAAAUUCUGUACCAAGCUGCAUAACUUAACUGAGCUAAGUAAAUACAAGCUUAGUCCAGGAGCUUUGCCAGUUACUGCAGCCACUUGCUGUCCAACCCACAUGAAGCUGUUGCUCUCUGGCUUCCAAGAUAUCAGCAAGCAUUCUCUUUUCAAGCCUCCUUUUCUACUUUUGCAUGUACACAGAUACAGUAUUUUCAAGGUACCUAUGUGGAUACAUUCAUAUUGUACUUCAGUGUUACAACGUCUUUGCAUUGAAAAUAGAAUCUAAACGAGGAGACUUGACUAACAUUAAACUUUUGGAAAGAAAA
Varanus komodoensis (Komodo dragon) is the source of this 4279-nucleotide messenger RNA. RefSeq names its product transmembrane and ubiquitin like domain containing 2 (gene TMUB2). The coding region runs from base 1146 to 2045 and encodes 299 amino acids. Gene Ontology annotation, molecular function: protein binding. The transcript is spliced from 4 exons. NCBI's taxonomy places the organism in Eukaryota, Metazoa, Chordata, Lepidosauria, Squamata, Varanidae. The record is from RefSeq and is a predicted model, not a curated record.